ACCAAAGUCGGUUUCAUUUUGUUAUCAUCCUAGCAAGAGUUGGUCUCUGAAGUCAUAACAGCAUCUCAUACAGCCCAAAGCAGCAAUAUUAAUAGCCCUUAGGCUUUCGCUUCAUCUUUAUCUGUAGCCAUAGUCAUCUUCUCGAAAGCUUUUCGUUCCAUUCCCGAGGCCUGAAAUGGCUGCUAAUGAUGUGCCGUGUUGCGAGUCAAUGUUCUGGGUCUAUCUUCUGGUGUGCAUCUCUCUUGUGUGCUUUGCCGGCCUCAUGUCGGGCCUCACUCUGGGACUCAUGUCGCUUAGCUUGGUUGAUCUUGAGAUUCUUGCGAAAGCCGGUCAGCCUCAGGAUAGGAAAAAUGCAGGGAAAAUCCUUCCCUUGGUUAAGAAUCAGCAUUUACUCCUAUGCACACUUCUCAUAUGCAACUCCAUAGCUAUGGAGGCUUUGCCGAUCUUCCUUGAUGCGCUUCUUCCAGCGUGGGCCUCUGUAGUGAUCUCGGUCACACUCAUACUUGCUUUCGGUGAGAUUAUUCCGCAAGCUGUUUGUUCUCGAUAUGGGCUAAGUGUUGGAGCGAAAUUGUCUUUUGUUGUCCGGUUGCUUAAAAUAGUCACCUUCCCUUUAGCUUACCCGAUCAGUAAGGUAUUGGAUUGGUUGCUCGGUAAAGGGCACUCGGCACUUCUACGGCGGGCUGAGCUGAAAAUGUUUGUAGAUAUGCACGGGGACAAGGCCGGGAAAGGUGGAGAAUUGACGCAUGACGAAACAACCAUCAUUGCUGGAGCUUUGGAUAUGACUCAGAAGACUGCUAAAGAUGCCAUGACGCCGAUAUCAGACAUAUUUUGUCUCGACAUAAACUCCAAACUCAACGAGGAAACGAUGGGGCUGAUAAUCAGGAAGGGGCACAGCCGCGUACCCAUUUACGCGGGGAGCCCAACAAACAUAAUCGGCCUAAUUUUAGUGAAAAACUUGAUCAAGUGCCACCCAGAAGAUGAGACCCCUGUCAAAGAUGUUACCAUUAGGAAAAUUCCUAGGGUUCAGGAUUGUUUGCCUCUGUACGAUAUAUUAAACCAAUUCCAAAAGGGUCAUAGCCACAUGGCUGUGGUUAUAAAAUGCAAAACGGGCUUAAAUGACAUUGAAGAAAAUGCAAAGCCAACCACAAUCAGUAUAAAUGUGGAUUCAGAUUCAAAACAACAAGGUAACAUUAGUGGCUCUGGUCAUCAAUCCGGGCAGAAAGAGCAACGUACCAUGUUAAGUAACUCGCCGACUGUGUACUCCACUGAUAAUGAAACCCAGAGCCCAUAUCCGAAGAAUAUGACUGAGCUGCAAAAAAAAUCAUACUCCCAGUCGAAGAAACUGAAGCAAGGAGAGGACAAUAUCUUAAAGGAAGAUUGGGAAUCUAUCCUGAGCAUGGAGGAUGAAGUUGUCGGCAUCAUCACAAUGGAGGAUGUCAUUGAGGAACUUUUACAGGAAGAAAUACUGGACGAGACAGAUGGGUACGUCGAUGUUCAUAACAAAAUCAGCAUCAGCAUGGUACCUUCGAGAACGUCAUUAUCUAGAUCACCCGGAGCUGCAUCGGCAUCCCAGAUAAACUUGCGGACGCCAGUCAUGUCUCCGGUUUCCUCGUAUCACCCUACGCCAGUUUCCUCAUGCAAUCAUACUCCUAUUUUGCAUUCGCCAAUCACCGCGUGGAGUCAGUCGCCAUUCAUAAGGCCAACAUUGUGCAAUUCCCCUGGAGAUUCCAUGCCAAUAACUCCAUCGAGACAUUCAGGCCUCUUUCCCACUUCAUCAUCCCCAGGUUCAAAGAAAUACGAGAAACUGAAAAGGUCGAGUGUUCCAUGA
Molecule: messenger RNA, 1828 nt
Organism: Rhodamnia argentea
Lineage: Eukaryota; Viridiplantae; Streptophyta; Magnoliopsida; Myrtales; Myrtaceae
Product: DUF21 domain-containing protein At2g14520-like
Exons: 13
Coding region: 176-1828 (550 amino acids)
Biological process (GO): magnesium ion homeostasis
Cellular component (GO): intracellular membrane-bounded organelle
Source: RefSeq, a predicted model, not a curated record